Molecule: messenger RNA, 888 nt
Organism: Alternaria infectoria
Lineage: Eukaryota; Fungi; Ascomycota; Dothideomycetes; Pleosporales; Pleosporaceae
Exons: 1
Coding region: 1-888 (295 amino acids)
Biological process (GO): regulation of transcription by RNA polymerase II
Molecular function (GO): DNA-binding transcription activator activity, RNA polymerase II-specific
Source: RefSeq, a predicted model, not a curated record
AUGCACAUGAUUCUCGGUCUAACCCUGAUGCACGACUCUGCUCUUGCUCACACUCCCACCCGAUCUCUCUCUCUCCAAAACGCAUCGCUGCGCCACUGGUCCCACGCCACAACGCAGUACCAGCGUCUCCUCUCCGGUCCCAUACCUCCAUCCCAACGCGACGCCAUCUGGGCCACAGGCGUCCACCUCGGCGCAGCAUCUUUCUGGUAUCUCGAAUCCGACGACCCACACGCCGCUUGGCCGCUGAAGCCUUCCGAGCCAGGCGAUCUCGCCUGGAUGAAGAUCGGAGAGGGAAAACGCCAUCUCUGGCGUAUCGCGGACCCGACGAGGGAGGACAGUGUGUUCAACCGUGUUUUGAAAAAGAAGACAGGCCCGUGUCCCACGCCUCCCGAGUGGAUGGUCAGCAACGACACCAGUCUCGUGCCUGAGAAGAUCAAACUGUCGUUUGGUAUCACGAGAGAGUCUAAUAAGGAGAACAACGUUUACCACUUUCCCGUCCUCAUCCUCUCGCGCAUCCAGCAUCUCCGCCUAUCCCACAGCAACGUCUUGGAUUUCCUAUACUUUACCGCGUUUCUCACGCCCGAGUUCCUGGCCUUACUUGAACAAAAAGAUGCAAAAGCCGUGUUUUUGCUAGGCUGGUGGUUUAGCAUGUGUCGCGGUGGCACGCUUUGGUGGGUGACGCGUCGUGCGAGGGUCGAAGGAGAGGCUGUGCGGAUUUGGCUGGGAAGGGUGGAUAAGCGUCUUUGGGAAUUGUUGGAGGAGCUGGGGAGAAGGAGAGUAAAUGUUAUGGAAGAGAGGUUCUGGGCUAUGGAGCGGGUGGUGGAUGAGGAGGGCUUUGAGACGAAUUGGGCGUUGGAUUCUAGAGGGAGGAUAUCGACGGUGGCUUAA